AUGCUCACUGCCAUUUACACUCCAGCGACCUCCGCGAUAGAGCUAUUCUUUGACCAGUAUCCCUGCAUCGCAGGUGUGGAUGAGGUUCGCUUCCAUCCCUAUGACUCCUGUCAUGGGUUUUCAACUCUCUUUAGGCAAUCAGUAUGGCAAGAGGGCUUAUUUUAUGGCAAAGACACCUUUAAGCUAGACCAACCCCUGGACGUGGGGUUAUGCCAUUCAUGGUGGUGCCUGCUGAAACUACGUCAUGUUGACCCCACCAUCCUGGCGGGGUCGUUCCUGUCCUCAGAUCCCACUUGCUGUCCUUUGAGUGAGAUAAAUCGAAUCACUCUUCUGAAAGUUCAGAACGUCACUCCAGGUGGAGAAAUUGUUUUGUCUGGACCUAUGUACCAUCAUCAUAGUUUCGGCACCAGAGGGGAUACUAAUAUUUUGUCACAAAGCAGGCCCUGGGCUGAGGUGGAACAUGCCCCCUGGUUUGCUGAGAAUUCCUUUCCUUCAUCUUCAGAUAUUUUGUUGAACCUUUCACUUUUUGAACUUUUCCUGCCUCUAUUAUGCGAUAAUACAUCCCUGCUUGCACACUAA
Phytomonas sp. EM1 is the source of this 579-nucleotide messenger RNA. The record is from the annotation of a GenBank genome assembly. NCBI's taxonomy places the organism in Eukaryota, Euglenozoa, Kinetoplastea, Trypanosomatida, Trypanosomatidae.